Molecule: messenger RNA, 1357 nt
Organism: Pyrus x bretschneideri (Chinese white pear)
Lineage: Eukaryota; Viridiplantae; Streptophyta; Magnoliopsida; Rosales; Rosaceae
Product: long-chain-alcohol O-fatty-acyltransferase-like
Exons: 1
Coding region: 177-1229 (350 amino acids)
Biological process (GO): lipid metabolic process
Source: RefSeq, a predicted model, not a curated record
AAUUGUAAUCGCACAAAUAAAAGAAGAUGAGAGCCUAUGAAAAGUGAGAGGGCAGAGAAGCCAGAUCCAAAGAAAGAGCCAAGGAAAGAGGGGAAUAUAAUUCUAGAAAGAAAAAGAGACCAGAGCAGGGGAAGCUAAGGGGAAGGGGAAUAGAAUUUUAAAAGGAGACUAGAGAAAUGGAGAGUGAAACCAACAACUUCAUCAAGGUAUGGAUCUUAACCAACAUUUCUCUGUGUUAUUGUUUCUACAUAUCAUCUAGAAUCCCAAAGGGCAUCCUCAGGCUCAUCUCUCUCCUCCCCAUCUUCUAUCUCUUCAUCAUGCUCCCCUUCAACCUCCACUCCUUCCACCUCGGUGGUCCCACCACCUUCUUCCUGGUUUGGUUUGGCAUAUUCAAGCUCCUCCUCUUCUCCUUUGACCUUGGUCCUCUCUGUGCACCCCCACCAACUCUUUUCCAGUUCAUCUCCAUAGCUAUCCUCCCCAUCAAAAUCAUACAAAACCCCACAAACUCUGAGAACCCAAAUUACCCAGUUGGUAAAACUGUUACAAACAUGCCUAAAAUGUCGGUUUUGUUUGCUGUAAAAGCCUUGCUUUUGGCUUUGGUCGUUAGGUCAUACGACUACAGGCAACGUUUACACCCCUAUGUUAUAUUGGCCUUGUACUUCUGCCACAUGUACUUGGGGCUAGAAAUUGUAAUGCCCCUGUGUGCGACCCCAGCCCGAGCUCUUUUCAGGUUUGAACUCGAGCCGCAGUCCAACAAGCCUUACCUUUCCACUUCCCUUCAAGACUUUUGGGGCCGUAGAUGGAACCUCAUGGUCACAAAUAUUCUACGGCCUACCACGUAUGAUCCAGUGCUCCGUAUUUCGAAGCGUGUGGUCGGGCUUCGGUGGGCCCGAUUUCUCGCUCUGAUGUCUGCUUUUGCAGUCUCAGGUCUAAUGCAUGAGGUGAUUUAUUAUUAUCUCACACGUGUAUCUCCUACAUGGGAAGUGACGUGGUUCUUUGUGCUACAUGGGUUGUGCGUGGCAAUCGAGGUGGAGGUGAAGAAGGCGGUGGCCGAGAGAUGGCGGUUUCACCCGUUGGUUUCGGGGCCGUUGACGUUGGGGUUCUUGGCUGUGACAGCCAAUUGGCUGUUCUUCCCUCAGCUGCUGAGAAAUGGCGUGGAUGUCAAGGCUAUAGAUGAGUAUCCAGUUAUGGUAGAUUUUGUCAAGGCACACAUGCCCUUACUGUCAUGAAAAAGACCUAUCGCUCCAAUUUGUGUGUUUUCUUAUGAAACGUAUCAUCAUACACUUUAUUUCUUUUUAUUGUUGUGUAUGAGAUUUAAAUUCAGAAGCUUAUUUAGAAAAAUAAUAUUCGAGUGUCA